AUGGCGAACACGAUAGAUACAGCCAAGCUGGCAUUGAUCUCCCAGGGUGCGGCCUAUGGCCUACUCAUUGGUCUGAGCGUUGUGUUUUGCGGCGUUAUUUUGGUCGCUGUCAAGGUGCAGAAAGCUUAUCUUGCCGAAGACUCGGGCAAGUCUGAGAUGUUCAUGGUCGCAAAUCGAAGUGUUGGUCGUGGACUUACAGCGAGUGCGGUAUUUUCUUCUUGGAUGUGGAUCAAUGAGACGGUGCUGUGCGCCAGUAUGUGUUACAGGUACGGCCUAGCUGUGCCUUUGUGGUGGGGAUCUGGCCUGUGCUUCCAGAUUGCUUUGAUGGCAGCACUUGGGGUUAUGGCCAAGAUUCGUGUUCCUUAUGCGCAUACCUCUCUUGAAGUGGUGCGCAUGCGGUAUGGAAAGAUCGGCCAUGUAAUCUUUAUCCUGCUGAAUCUUGUGAACAACGUUUUCGGCUGUGCAUCUAUGAUUAUGACCGGGUCUCAACUUAUUCAUGGUGUUUCUAACAUGCACUAUGUUGCAGCAACUAUCUUGAUUCCACUCGGAGUGGUUCUAUAUACAGCAGUCGGUGGUCUGAAGGCCACCUUCUUGACUGACUUUUUGCACACGGCUAUCGCUCUCAUUCUGAUUAUCUACUUCACCAUUUCUGUUCUGACAAACUCACAUGUCGGUGGAUUGGGUGGUCUAUAUGAUAAGGUUGUUGCGACAGCGGCAGACAACUAUAUCCCCGAAAAUUAUGAAGGUUCCCUUCUCACUUUCAAGUCAAAGGGUGCAAUUAUCUGGGGUUUGAUCCUCAAGUUUGGCAACUUGGCACUCGUCGUCAUGGAUACCGCUUUCUGGCAAAAGUCCUUUGCAACCGAGGUGCGCGCCACAGUACCAGGCUACAACAUCGCCGCAUUGGCCGUGUUCGGAAUUCCCUGGGGUCUGGGAACCGUCAUCGGAUUGACAGCGCGCGCAAUCCACCAGACUCCUAUCUUCCCAACCUAUCCUGGAACGCUCACUGCAACUGAGGUCAGCUCGGGUAUGGUAAUGCCAUACGUGAUCAAGGCGCUCAUUGGAGACAAGGGAAUAAUCGGCUUCUUCUUCCUACUUUUCAUGGCACUGACUUCGACCAUCUCCUCGUCAAUGAUUGCCGUCAGCAGUAUCCUUUCUUACGACAUUUACAAGACCUAUCUCAACCCAAAGGUCACCGACAGGCAGCUUGUGCGGGUCAGUCAUAUCACUGUUGUUAUCCACGGUGUCUUCAUCACGGGAAUUUCGAUCGCUCUUAACUACGGCGGAGCAAACAUGACAUGGAUUGGCUAUCUCAGACCUAUUAUCUCAUGUCCUGGAAUCAUGCCUAUGAUUUUUACCUUGUUCUGGUCUCGCCAAACUCGACUAGCAGCAAUUGUUUCUCCCGUACUUGGCUUUUUCACGGGUCUUGCUGUUUGGUUGGCCUCGACCAAGUCGAUGUAUGGCCAUAUCAACAUCACGACAACCACAAACAACUACCCAGCGCUCUAUGCUGCGAUUGCAUCUUUCUUCUCGCCUGCCCUCUACUCCGUCAUUCUAUCGCUCUACAAACCAUACCGAUUUGACUGGAGAGAGUUCUUGCGCAUUGAGCUCGCAGAUGAAGCACACAUCCACCCACCAUCGGACACAUCCACAUUGAAUGAGAGUGGCGAGGAAGACAACCCACAAGGGCCUAAACUUGCAGCUGGAUCGGUGAAACCAGUUUCGGCGACUCCAUCGGAAGCAGCGAAUGACUCUGAGAAAAUCGCAGGAGACAACGAAAAAACAUUACCAGCCUCAUCCUCUAGUGCUCUCGAUAUUAGCCUGGAUGAUAUCCAACAUCCAUUCGACGAGGCUACACUGAAGGAGCUGCGCAGAUGGCUCAAGAUAGCUUGGUAUAUGUUCGCUGCAAUUGUGCUAGUGACCUUUGUUGCUUGGCCACUUCCACUGUACCGCGACUACAUUUUCACGAAAUCAUUCUUCGGAGGCUGGGUUACCGUUGCAAUCAUCUGGCAGUUUGCUGCAUUUGGUGCCGUCGUCGUCUAUCCGCUUUACGACGGACGGCGGGAUAUUGCGAUAGGUGCGAAGGGUGUAUGGAAGUCAUCGAAGGAGUAUAUCGGAAGUAAAAAGGCAAACUAG
Molecule: messenger RNA, 2133 nt
Organism: Penicillium soppii
Lineage: Eukaryota; Fungi; Ascomycota; Eurotiomycetes; Eurotiales; Aspergillaceae
Product: sodium:solute symporter family protein
Exons: 4
Coding region: 1-2133 (710 amino acids)
Biological process (GO): urea transmembrane transport
Cellular component (GO): plasma membrane
Molecular function (GO): urea transmembrane transporter activity
Source: RefSeq, a predicted model, not a curated record